AUGGGUAGUUUGGAACUUAUAAAAUCGUGGGAAAAGAAGAGAAGUGGAGCAUCCGAUUCAAUAUCUGAAAAAUCAUCUUCUGAAUAUACUGGAACACAGUUGACAGAAAGGUUAACGAGGAGUCAAGACAGCCUUGACAAAUCUGAAGACGAUCGUAUCUGGACCAACUUGAAGAAGCCAGUAGCCAGAUCAGUUGAGAAAGCAAAGGCGCGAAUUACUCGGGAAAAGUGGAAAGAAGGGUCACCAAAGAAGUCUACAGGCUUCUUAGCAAAGAUGAAACUUGCAGUCAAAGGAAAAAAGUCAGCCCGCGAGAAGACUCACAAGAGCAGUGCGGAAAGAGUCAAGAAAAAUGGUUCGGAAGAAGCCCCUAAAAGUACUGAUUCGGAAGAGAGGUCGAAAGAAGGUGGUUCCGGUGAAAGGGUGAUUGUUGAAGAGAAUAUGAGGAGAGCUCGUGAAAGAGAAAAACAAUCGAGAGCUAGAAUGGACAAUCUGAAGACAGGGCGAGAGACUACACAAUAUUUGAAAUCGGUGGAGAAACGGUUGAAGCCUAGCUCAGACGGUGUCAAAAAAUCUUCUUCAAAAGAAGCCCAAAAGAGUAGCGAUUCGGCCGAGAAAUCGCAAGAGGAUGGCUCCGCUGAAAGGUUGAGAAGGAUCAGUUCUGCGGAGAAAAUGAAGUUCCCUGGUUCUGCAGAAAAAGUUAUGAAACCUUAUCAAAAAGAAAAGCCUGCCAAAAUACCUUUCUUGUCUGGAGCAGGUCCUCUGGCACUUGUAGCAGAACCUGUGGGAGUUGGCUCAACUCCUGGUGGUGGCUCGGCAGGCGAUUCCUUUGGCGGUGGAGAUGUAGUUGGCGCUGAUGGAGAA
This is a messenger RNA of Ostertagia ostertagi, 861 nucleotides long. The record is from the annotation of a GenBank genome assembly. Lineage: Eukaryota; Metazoa; Nematoda; Chromadorea; Rhabditida; Trichostrongylidae.